AUGCGACCCGCGAACCGCUACGCCGAAUGGCUCCACCGCCUGCGCACCCUCUUCCCGGACACCGAGACCCAAACCUAUACCAUCACCGCCACCCCGCGCGAAACCAACAACCCGGGCGAACUGACCCUGAACUACACCCAGCUGACCGUCUCCACGCCCGCCCACGGCAUCUUCCUGGUCGUGAUCACCCCGCAUCCCCACGAGGAGAGCCAGCCCUACCCCACCGCCGCGCCCGCGUGCGCCACCUUCCUCCCGGAUAACUGCCGGGAGGCGGAGCUGGCGCGCCGCAAGCGCGUGCUCUGGGAGAGCUGGCCGGUGGUCGUGCGGGAUGGGAUCGAUGUAGUCGGGUUGGUGACGGUGGGCGCUGCGUGGGAGGGGGCGCCUGAGGUGGCGUUCGGGUACAGGGUGGAUUAUGCUGGGUCCCUGGUGUCGGGAGAGGAGGGGGAGGAGGAGGGCAUCGGGCUGGUGGAGUGUAUCCGGGGCCCGGUGGAUGAUGAUGGGUUCGUGGAGAGGUUUCUGGUGGGGUUGAGAGGUGCGCUGCCGUUUGCCCCAGGGAGUGAGGCUGUGAGGGGGAGUGAUGAGGUUGUUGAGAUUGAGUGA
Aspergillus aculeatus ATCC 16872 is the source of this 600-nucleotide messenger RNA. RefSeq lists its product as uncharacterized. The record is from RefSeq and is a predicted model, not a curated record. The coding region runs from base 1 to 600 and encodes 199 amino acids. NCBI's taxonomy places the organism in Eukaryota, Fungi, Ascomycota, Eurotiomycetes, Eurotiales, Aspergillaceae. The transcript has a single exon.